This is a messenger RNA of Catharus ustulatus (Swainson's thrush), 5204 nucleotides long. It is a transcript of the gene WWC2, whose product is annotated as WW and C2 domain containing 2. The coding region runs from base 161 to 3709 and encodes 1182 amino acids. Gene Ontology annotation, cellular component: cytoplasm. The record is from RefSeq and is a predicted model, not a curated record. Gene Ontology annotation, biological process: negative regulation of organ growth; regulation of hippo signaling; regulation of DNA-templated transcription. Gene Ontology annotation, molecular function: molecular adaptor activity; kinase binding. The transcript is spliced from 23 exons. NCBI's taxonomy places the organism in Eukaryota, Metazoa, Chordata, Aves, Passeriformes, Turdidae.
GCAGCCCGGGCAUGGUGGACUGAGACCGGCCGCGGCAGAGGGCUUCCCUGGGCUCCCGCGAGGUCCCGCUCUCGGCCCCUUCCCCGGCCCGGGUCGGAGCUUUUCCCGCUUCCCGUCUUUCUUUCUGUCCCUAUGGAGCAGCUACCCCCGCCGCCCGACCAUGCCUAGGAAAGCGGGGAAUGGGCAGCUUCCCUUACCUGAUGGCUGGGAGGAGGCGAGGGAUUACGACGGCAAAGUCUUCUACAUCGACCACAACACGAAGCAGACCAGCUGGAUCGACCCCCGGGACAGGUUAACAAAGCCCUUGUCAUUUGCGGAUUGUGUUGGGGAUGAAUUGCCAUGGGGAUGGGAAGCCACAUAUGAUCCUCAGAUUGGUGUAUACUACAUUGAUCAUAUAAACCAAACAACACAAAUAGAAGAUCCCAGGAAACAAUGGCGGCAAGAACAAGAGAGAAUGUUAAAAGAUUAUCUUACAAUAGCCCAGGAUGCUCUCAGUACCCAGAAGGAACUGUACCAGGUGAAAGAACAGAGACUAGCACUAGCACUGGAUGAGUACAUUCGGUUGGAUGGUGCCUACAAAGAAAAAUCAAGCUCUCGUACAAGCUUGUUUUCAGGCUCUUCAUCAAGCACAAAGUAUGACCCUGACAUUCUGAAGGCUGAAAUCUCCACGACAAGAUUAAGGGUUAAGAAGCUGAAGAGAGAACUCUCUCAGAUGAAGCAAGAGCUGCUGUACAAGGAGCAGGGCUUUGAAACACUGCAACAAAUUGACCAAAAAAUGUGUGGAGGCCAGAGUGGGUAUGAACUGUGUGAGGCCAAAGCCAUCCUGAAGGAACUGAAGUCCAUCAGAAAGGCAAUCAGUUCAGGCGAGAAAGAAAAACAAGAUUUAAUGAAGAGUCUUGCAAAGCUGAGGGAAAAAUUUAAUGUUGACCAAACCACUGAAACAUCUGAACCAGACUUGAGUUCCAGCUCUGUAAACUCCCAGUUGUGUUUUCCUAGACAAACUCUGGAUACAGGGUCUCAGACUGACAUUUCUGGUGAGAUUGGGGCAAGAAGUAGAUCGAAUUUAGCAGAGAAGGUCAGGCUCAGUCUGCAGUACGAAGAGGCCAAGCGAAGCAUGGCUAAUUUGAAGAUUGAACUUUCUAAGCUAGAUGGUGAAGCCUGGCCUGGAGCACUGGAUGUGGAAAAGGAAAAACUGAUGUUAAUCAAUGAAAAAGAAGAGCUUUUAAAGGAGCUUCAGUUUAUUACACCACGAAAACGUACUCAGGAUGAGCUAGAGCAGCUAGAAGCAGAAAGGAAGAGGCUUGAGGAAGAGCUGGUGUCUGUGAAAAGCACACCCAGUCAAGCACUUGCUGAAAGAUUAAAAUUGGAGGAGAGAAGAAAAGAGUUGGUACAGAAACUUGAAGAAACUACAAAGUUAACUACCUAUUUGCAUUCACAACUUAGGAGCCUCUCAGCUAGUACAUUAUCUGUGUCCUCAGGGAGCAGUUUGGGAUCUCUGGCAUCCAGCCGGGGGUCUCUGAACACAUCAAGCAGAGGGUCGCUAAACUCACUCAGCUCCACGGAUCUCUACUAUAACCAAGGCGAUCAAAUUACAGAUUUGGACUAUCAGUACAAACUUGAUUUCAUACUGCAAGAAAAAACUGGUUACAUUCCUUCAGGGCCUAUCACUACUAUUCAUGAAAAUGAAGUGGUCAGUUCCCAUGGGAGACUUGGUUACAGUGAUUCUCCAGCUGCAGACCAUCCCAAAUUGACUGAACCUCCCAAAUCUGUGACAUCACUGUCUUCCAGAUCCUCACUCUCCUCCUUGUCCCCCCCAGGCUCCCCUUUAGUUUUAGAAGCUGCAUUUUCAGCGUCACCUCAAAAUUCCCCUCUGCAUCACUUCACUACGGACUUUGAAGACUCUGACAUUUCAGGUGAUUUUGCAGGCAUUAGCUUCUGCGAGAACCAAAUAUUAUUGGACUCUGAAGCCAGAGCAGGAUCUCAGAUUCCUACAGAUGAUAAAGAGCUAAACAUAAGGCAGCCUCUGCCUUCUCUACAUGAAGGAAGUUCAGGUGGUGAUUUACAAAGAAGAACAGCUGGUCAUCUACUUGAGGAGAAAACAGCUUGUGUAUCUGCUGCUGUGUCUGAUGAGUCUGUAGCUGGAGAUAGUGGUGUAUAUGAAGCUUCUGUGAAACAACCAAAUGAAACUGAGGACAUUGUAAAUAGUGAAGAUGAUGCAACAACUCUGGAGGCUGCUCAGGUACAAAUAGGACUCAGAUAUGACCACAGCAAUUCAAGUUUCGUGAUAAUCAUAGUACGGCUUAGAAACCUUCCCGCGUUUUCUGUCUCCCUUGGCUCUAAGGUGUAUAUUAGAGUAGCAGUCCUUCCAUCCUCCACUGAUAUCAGCUGUCUGUUCCGCACUAAAGUUCAUCCUGCCAUGGAAACCAUUUUAUUCAACGAGAUUUUCAGAGUAGCCAUUUCUCAAGUAACACUGCUACAGAAGACACUGAGAGUAGAUGUUUGUGCUGUCAGUAAAAGUCGUCGGGAAGAAUGCUUGGCUGGGACUCAGAUCAGCCUGGCAGAUUUAUCACUUUCUGGUGAGACCUGUACUCUGUGGUACAACCUGUUACCUUGCAAGCAGAGUCCUGGCAAAAAACCUAAGGAGUGCAAUGAUGAAUACAUGUUUCUGUUAAGCAAGCAAUCCCAGUCACUGGACUCACUGGACUUGGAUGCUGUAUCAGCUUUGCUGGAGAGGACAUCUGCUGAGCUGGAAGCAGUAGAACAAGAGCUGGCUGAAGAUGAGGAGAAGGAACAAGAGCAAAGGGCCUCUGAGGAUGACUGGCUAGAGAUGCUUGCAGAAGCCUCUGAUGAAAUUGUGGAUGAAGAGGAAGAUGGCAUUAAGCUGGAAGUAGCAGGUGACUGUAACGAUGAUAUGGGGCUACUCAUGGAUACACCUGAAAUGAAUGAAGACAAGAACAGAGAGAACAGUGAUGAGGCACAGGAAAGCCAGCAAGCUGCUGUAAUUCUAACACUGGUAGAUAAAGAGACUAACACUGAGGAAUCAGUUAACAAGAACACAACAGUCCGACCCAAGGACAGAGCCAGCUGGAGCUCCAGACAGCGUCCCUUUGUCAGGAACAGCAUGAUAGUGCGCUCCCAAACCUUCUCUCCAGGCGAGCGGAACCAAUACAUCUGCAGGUUGAAUCGCAGCGACAGCGACAGCUCCACGCUAGCCAAGAAGUCUCUUUUUGUGAGGAACGCCACAGAACGACGGAGCCUGAGAGUUAAACGGCCUGUUUGCCAGCCGAUCAUGCGAAGAGCUGCGCAAGAGUGCCCCGUGCGCACUUCCCUGGACUUGGAGCUGGACCUCCAGGUGUCACGCACAAGGCAGAAUCGUCUGAACGAUGAGCUCCAGGCCUUGCGGGACCUCAAACAAAAGCUUGAGGAAAUGAAAGGCAGAGGAGAGGCAGACCUUCCUCUGUGUGUGCUAGAGGAUGAACGUUUCCAGAAACUCUUGAAACAAGCUGAAAAACAGGCUGAACAGUCAAAAGAAGACCAGAAACAAUGUUUAAGUGCUGAGAAAUUGAUGAGGAAAGCUUCUAAGGAUGUGUGCCGGCUACGGGAGCAGAGCCAGAAAGUGCCACUGCAGGUGCAGUCAUUCAGGGAGAAGAUAGCAUACUUCACAAGAGCAAAGAUCAGUAUACCAGCCCUUCCAGCUGAUGAUGUAUAAUUAUGCAUUUUCAUUGAAGUGUUUUUCCACUUGUUCAUCUCUUUUCAGAUGAGCUUUGUAGUUCCAGUGAUGUGCUUUCAAAGAUCUUCUAUUUUACAUUCACUAUUGAUAUGUUUAUUUGUAAAAUAUAGUGAACUGAAUUGUUGUAAGCUUAAAAAAUGGCAAAAAAACCCAACAAACAGAAAACCAAAGUAGAUUAAUUUUGGUAUACUGAUUUUGUACAGUUUGUGUGUAUCGCAUCUGUGUUUUUAUUUUGUAAAGAUGGAACAAAGGAACAAAGGCAGUACUAAGCAUGUAUCCUGUUGAACUGCACUGUGUUGAGAAAAAUUAUGUUCAACAGACAAUUGCUUAUCUUUUCACUAUUUUCAUGUGAGCAGACUGUGAAAAUGGCUGUUUUGCCAUGCAAUACUUUUGUACAAGAGUGUAACUUGUAUAUUUUAAAGUUAACCACAAGCGUAAGCUCCUUUCCAAAACAUCCGGGCUGCCUCACAACAGCUGCUGACUAGAUUCAUCACCCAUAAUGUAAUUUUGUUUCUGAAAAUAAAUUUCUUCUGGUUUUGUUUUUUAAUACUUUGUAGGAAGACACAGAGUUCAGAGUUUAGUUUUGUGAAUGUACAGUACUUUAACCUGCACUAAAAGGUUUCUUGCAUCUGCAGGAGAGUGAGAAAGGCAAGGCAGACAAGUAACCCUAAAAAACUUACUUUGAGACUACCAAAAGGGGCAGCUGCUUUCUGAGAACAGGAUGAAUCAAAUUCAUAAUACCAACAUUGAAACUGAAAUAGCCAUACCCACUGUGCUCUUAUAAGAGAGUGUUUUUCUCUGUUAAUAAUUUGUCCUAGGGAGCUGUCUGAUUGCCAGCUAGGAAUACAUGAAGGAUGUGCUAGGUUUACAGAUCUAAAGAUGCUUCAUUGAAGUAGUUAUACCGGAAAAAAAUCUCUCACAAGUUAACUUAGAUAUCAGAAGUCCUGUUGGUAAGAUAAACCCUUCCUGAAAAAGAAGCUCCUUAUUAGAAGUCUGCACAAACAUAACAAUUUUUAAAAUAUACGAUUGGCCCUGUAUGCGGUUGGGGAUGUACAGGUUUAAUGAAUAGAUGUGAACAGCUUGUUUCAAAUAUGUCUUGCAUGCUUCUUCCUAGCAGGCUGCUUCAUCAGAAAGCAACCAAGUUCAGAACAUUGAAUGUAGGUUUCAAGCAGUCCUGUCUUGAUAAAGUAGCUGGGGUCAUCUUCUGUGGGUACAGUGUAAGUAGGUGGAAGUUGCAGAGAACAGAAAUAUUUCAUUUUCUACUUAGUAUGUUGCACUCAGAUGUAUUUCAUUCACUGGCUACAGUUUUAUUCCCCAAGCAACAAGCCACAGUGCAUGGACUUCAUUUUUCAAAUAUGCUAUAAUUACUUGGGAGCAAAUGGAAACAAUAGGACCACAAUAAGGUAGCAGCUGUCUUAGAUUCAAAGUGACAGUUCUGUAAUGACAGGUCUGUGUAACACCCAAGAGUUUUCUU